CAAAAGAAUUUUCGCGUGGAGACGAAUCGAGGUCUAGAAAUGAAGCUAAAGUGGAAACGACUAGACUGCGCGAGCAGGAUCGUUCUCGACGAAACAGUUCGAGGGAGCGCCCUCGUCGAAGCGGAUCCAGGGAUCGUUCUCGUCGAAGCAGAUCCAGAGAUCGUUCGCGCCGGAGUAGAUCCAGAGAUCGUCCUCGGCGGAGCAAGUCCAGGGAUCGUUCUCGUCGAAGCCGAUCCGGAGGCCGUUCUCGUCGAAGCAGGUCCGGAGAACGCAGUCGUCGAAGCAGAUCCGGGGAUCGUCACAGGCACUCGCGAUUGUCGAGAAGAGAAUCGUCUCGAGAUCGACGCACUGAUAAGGCGAAAGCGGCAGACGUUGCAAAAAGUUCCAGGAAAAGAGAACCCGAAAUGA
This is a messenger RNA of Gongylonema pulchrum, 408 nucleotides long. NCBI's taxonomy places the organism in Eukaryota, Metazoa, Nematoda, Chromadorea, Rhabditida, Gongylonematidae. The record is from the annotation of a GenBank genome assembly.